Molecule: messenger RNA, 4791 nt
Organism: Sorghum bicolor (sorghum)
Lineage: Eukaryota; Viridiplantae; Streptophyta; Magnoliopsida; Poales; Poaceae
Product: S-type anion channel SLAH2
Exons: 4
Coding region: 1482-3467 (661 amino acids)
Biological process (GO): transmembrane transport; intracellular monoatomic ion homeostasis
Cellular component (GO): membrane
Molecular function (GO): voltage-gated monoatomic anion channel activity
Source: RefSeq, a predicted model, not a curated record
UUGCAUGGCUUCCAUUGCCUCGCUUCGUCAUGAACACGCAUGCAUUCCAUGGCUCAUGGCUGUGCACGGCUGUGGGCUGUGGCUGGCAUAUAGUAGUCCAGGCAAGAUUGUGCGGGUCACACCUGGGGGCGGUCCAAUCCGUCAGUGGACACGGGACAGGCACACGUCAGUCGCUGCCUCGCCGCGGUGGACGGCGACGUGCUCUCUGUAGUACUUAUAGCCACAGUAGUAGGAGUCGUUAGGUUUACUGGUUUGUGUGCACUAGGACACACUCAGCGUUUUUAACGAUCCUUGGAGACUGCGACUCCUGUAACAGAGGAGGGAGGGAGGAGAUGCGUACAAAACCACCACCUACACGUCGUGACGACGCAUCGAUCCCCAUGGACGACGUCGAUCACUUCGUGUUUGUUUUGCGUCCGGCCGGUCAGGGGAGGUCUGAUGCAGGGCAGGGCGGGGCAGGUCAGGUCGCCGGAAAAAUAGCUGUCCGUGAUUGUACUUGUUCGGGUUCUGCACGAGUCCGUUCCGAGCCAGCCCUUUUUUCUUUUCUUUUUUCCCCCCUUCAUCCUGUCUACAACCUUUCGGGAUUGAAACUUGAAAGGACUGCCAUGUCAAGCAUGAACCCAAACGCGUCCCAUCCGAUGCUGAAAUCCUACCCCGGCACAAGGAAUUAUAGGAAUGACGGAAAAGAAUUCACUGAACGGCUCCGCUCGCCGCCCGUACGUACGCACCUCUUGCUCUGCCUGCCUCUGUUUGGGCCAAGCACGAGCAUGUCAUCCAUCCCUGCCUCUUUUUACUUACGGCCACUGCUCACCCCCCACUGUGCCAUCGGAGACCAAUUUGAUCUUUUUGUGUCGCGCCAGGGAGGUACUAGUGUCGAACUUUGACAAGAAAUGUGUGGUGAAAUUCUGUAUCAUUCAACACCAGAUGGCGACGCCUCUGGUUGGCAGCACACUGUGACUGAAUGAACCUUCGCGACCACACCGUCGCCAUCACCGGCCGCCCGCCGGCGUGCUCCGCCGCUGCCGCUAGCUGGCAUCAUGGACGGACUUGGCGUAUUCGCGUGCUGGAAAUUCGGAAAGCGUGACAAAAGCCCCGGUCGGCGCGGUCUCCUCUCCUCUCCUCUCCUCUCCGCGCCCAAAAGGAGCGUCUGUCCACCUGCCUGCUGCCUCCUAUAAAAAUCGGCCGCCCUCGAGCCCCGCCGAGCUGCAGCAGUUUCUUUGGCAGCCGCCUGCUUCGAGCAUAGCGAACCCAACCCCGGUUGCUUCCUCAUUACUAGAGUCCAGAAACCGCUGGAAUUUUACCUAGUGAAAAACAAACAAGGUAAGGUGAGCAACGCUAGCUAGGAGUGAGUUCCGUAUACUAGACUAACUAGAUUGAUCGAUCGAUCGAUCGAACCGUAGAUAUGGCAAGCAUCGCCGUACGGGAUUGCCGAGCCGUGCUUCGGCCGAAUUGGUGGAUCUGGUGCCUUGAGUUUGGGUACGAUGGAGUUCGUCAGCAGCAAGGACGUGCAGAUGGCCGGGCUGAACACCGAGCUGUCGUCGAGAGAAGACGACGCGCUCCCGGCGCUUCUGAUCAAGGUUCCGUCCCAGACCAUCGCGGGCUUCGACUGCGUCGUCGGCGCCGACGACGCCACCGUGUCCCUGGACGAGCUGGAUGACAAGGUGGCUGAGGAGCUGCAUCAGCAGGGCUCGGGAAGCACCAACACGGACAUUGUCAUCAGCAUCCCUGCUGCUGCGCCGGCGGCGAGCGCGCCACCGCCACCGCCACGCGUCGUCGUCGCUCCUGCAGCGAGAGCCUACGACGACGACGCGCACGUCGUCCCGUACUCCGUCUCGCUCAGCAUGCCGGCGUCGCCGUCGGGGUUCCACCUGUCGCAGUUCAUGUGCGCGGACCGUCGCGCGCGCGUGGCGCCGCCCGACGACGACGCCCACCGCCACCCGGUGGCCGUGGAGGGGCAGCAGAUGGUGGAGGGGCCGCACUCGCCGCGGCUGAUCAAGCAGACGCGGUUCCACUCGCAGCCCAUCCUGAACCUGCACCCGUCGUCGUCCAAGAACGUCGUCGCCGACGGCAGCAGCACGCGCGACAAGCGGUUCGACCCGUUCAAGACCUUCUCCGGCCGCCUCGAGCGCCAGCUGUCCAACCUGCGCGGCCGCCCGCAGGAGCCCAUCGACGGCGUAUCCCCGGACUCGAAGAUCUCCGAGGAGGAGACCGACCAGGUCCCCGCCGCCGACCGCUACUUCGACGCCUUGGAAGGCCCCGAACUCGACACGCUCAGGGCCACGGAGGUGCCGGUGCUGCCGAAAGACGAGAAGUGGCCAUUCCUGCUGCGGUUCCCGAUCAGCGCGUUCGGUAUGUGCCUGGGCGUGAGCAGCCAGGCCAUCCUGUGGAAGACGCUGGCGUCGGCGCCGCCGACGGCGUUCCUGCACGUGAGCCCCGUGGUGAGCCACGCGCUGUGGUACGUGGCGCUGGCGCUGAUGCUGCUGGUGUCCGUCAUCUACCUGCUCAAGGUGGUGUUCUACUUCGAGGCGGUGCGGCGCGAGUUCUACCACCCGAUCCGCGCCAACUUCUUCUUCGCGCCGUGGAUCGCGUGCCUGUUCCUGGUGCUGGGCGCGCCGCGCCUGGUGGCGGAGAUGCACCACGGCGUGUGGUACGCGGUCAUGGCGCCCAUCUUCUGCCUGGAGCUCAAGAUCUACGGGCAGUGGAUGUCCGGCGGCCAGCGGCGGCUGUCCAAGGUGGCCAACCCGUCCAACCACCUCUCCAUCGUCGGCAACUUCGUCGGCGCGCUGCUGGGAGCCAAGAUGGGGCUCCGCGAGGGCCCCAUCUUCUUCUUCGCCGUCGGGCUGGCGCACUACAUGGUGCUCUUCGUGACGCUCUACCAGCGGCUGCCCACCAACGUGACGCUCCCCAAGGAGCUCCACCCCGUGUUCUUCCUCUUCGUCGCCGCCCCCAGCGUGGCGUCCAUGGCCUGGGCCAAGAUCAACGGCCAGUUCGACGCCGGCGCACGGAUCGCCUACUUCAUCGCGCUCUUCCUCUACAUGUCACUGGCGGUGCGCAUCAACUUCUUCCGGGGUUUCCGCUUCUCGCUGGCGUGGUGGGCGUACACGUUCCCGAUGACCGGCGCGUCCGUCGCGACCAUCACGUACGCGACGGAGGUGACCAACGUGCUGACACGGGCGCUCUCCAUCGGGCUGUCGGGGAUCUCCACCGUCACCGUCGCGGGGCUGCUGGUGACCACGGUGUUCCACGCCUUCGUGCUCAGAGACCUCUUCCCCAACGACGUGUCCAUCGCCAUCACGCGGAAGAAGCCCAAGUUCAGCAAGAUCCUCGCGCACUUCCGCUCGUCCAGCUCCGACAUGAAGGAGCUCGUCUUCUCCCUCUCCUCCAACUCCAAGACGGCGGCGCAGUCCGACUCCGGCGACACCGACAGCGACCCGUCCGUGACCGCCAAAUCACGAGCCGAGCCGUGACGACUAGCGGCUCAACGGAGCCGCCCGGCCGGUGUAUGUAUAGCUGCUAGAUCCCUUAGCUAGCUGUACAUAGAGAAUCUUUUUUGGGUUCUAAUACUGUGUUACGAAGGAGAGGUACGUCGCCGAUGAGCAAGUGCGCAGGCACGCACGCAUCCAUCGCCCAAAAGCUGAUGCAGCAGUUGCCAGUUGGUCGGCGUGGAUGGAAUGAUCGGACAUACGAAGGCGCACACGGCCGGGUAUCCUUGGAGCAUUUUAGUGAUGAUGAGGAUAUAGCGUGAGAAGAAAAAAUAGUACUCCUAUACUACGACUAGUAGAUUGAUUAAUUAGUCUGUAAAAAUGUACCGACAUAUAUAUAUAUAUAUAUAUGUAAGUGGUGUGGACUUAAGUAAGAAUAAACCAUGCAUGAACAUGUUCUAGCCUUUGGCGCAUGAGUAGUGGAUCACUGGAGAUCAUGUGUUUCCUUGACUUUGGCGGGUUUCUUUCUUCUGUUCCGCCAAGAAACGGACAGUGACCGACAGCCACACACACACAGCAGAAUCAACAGCACGCACGCAGCAGCAUGCUCCAUGCAUGAUGCCAUGCCUUUCAAGACGUCACUAGCGGCAAAGCACGCCACCCACCGAGACGCGCGAGAGAGAUGGCCGUGACUGGACUGUCCACUGGCUUUCAUGCGCCGCGCGCGACACCUCCCCGCCCAGUGCGUUGAAACAGCCGAAUUCCUGUGGAAAACCUCGCCCGCAUCGGCCGGUUCAGGUAGCGUUCUGAUUGUCUGCGAUUGGUCGCGUUGCGGCGGCGGCGGCGGGCGGCUCGCUCCAAGAUGGAGAUGGCGACCUCCCGUCGGCGCGGUACAGGCUCAUGGACUUCGCAGGACGCUUCGGUUGUGUCAUUAUCCGUUCAUGGAGGAAUUCAAAAGCGCCCUCGACUUGCAGCAUGCGCCGCCGGCCGGUGACUACAGUCAAUUUCCUCCUGCCUGCGCAUAUUCGAUCUGGCACUGGUUGUAUUUCUCUCGGAUGUAUGUAUGUGGACAUGCGUCUCUCUCUCCCUCUUGGCACGUUUGCUUUUCUGCGUUCCAGCUGACAGCUGAGGAGCGCACGGUAGGUUGACUGUAGGUUGCCGAUAGGCUAGCUGAAUGUGACAUGCCCCACUGCUUCAGCUGGUCAGGUACAGAGCUCCAGCACAAGGUUAGGAUGUGGAUUACUGAAUUUCGUUAGAGGCCGACUGGUCCGUUGGCAGCAUGCUGAAUUUCCAGUUAAUGAGGUGCUUUUGUACAUACCAUAUACUGUAGUGUUGGCAAUUCUAGAGUGGUGGGUGUAAUUAUGUAAUU